UUGAGCCUCCACACCAAAGGCUCGAUCCAGCUCCUUUUGUCGAUCAAGAUGCUUUCCAGAGCUGCUCGUCCUGCUUUGAGAGCUGGCGCUGCGGCGUCCGUUCGACCUGUCCCCCAAAAUGCGGCCAACUUCGCAACCCUUCGUGAAAUCGAGGAUAGAUUGAAGUCCAUCAGGAACAUUGAGAAGAUUACGAAGACGAUGAAAAUUGUUGCUUCCACCAAGCUCAAUCGUGCCCAACGUGCCAUGACCGACUCCCGAUCCUACGGACAAACUUCCAACACCGUUUUCGAGCAAGCCGAGACCAAGGCAGUGGAGGGAGAGAACAAGAAGACUUUGAUCGUCGUUGCCAGCUCGGACAAGGGACUGUGCGGUGGUAUUCACUCUGGAUUGUCGAAGAGGGUCCGUAAGAUUCUCGCGGAGAAGCCAGACGCCGAUAUUGUUGUGUUGGGGGAGAAGUGCAAGGCUCAAUUGAGUCGUUCAAGCUCCAAAAAUAUUGUUAUGAGCUUCUCUGCUGUUGGAAAGAAUAUCCCUACCUUCGCAGAGUCCCAAGCCAUUGCCGACCAGAUCUCUCUCCUCCCAACCGACUACGCAUCGGUCCUGAUUGUCUACAACAAGUUCAUCAACGCCACAAGCUACGAGGCUACCCCUGUUGAGGCUUAUUCCGAAGAGGCAAUCAUCAACUCUCCCAAUUUCUCCGCCUUCGAGAUUGACGACCAAGUCCUCGGUAAUCUCCGAGAAUACGCCUUGUCAAACGCUCUCUUCUGGGCUCUUACUGAAGGUCAUGCUUGUGAAAUCUCCGCUCGUCGUAAUGCUAUGGAUAACGCUUCCAAGAACGCCGGAGACAUGAUCAACAAGUACCAAAUUCUUUUCAACCGAACACGUCAAGCCGUCAUUACUGGCGAAUUGGUCGAGAUUAUCACUGGUGCGGCCGCCUCCGAGGAGUAGAAGAGGAUUGUCAAUAUGUAGUCUAGUCAAGCAGCUUCUGGUCUUCCCAGGCCCGAUAGAUCCAAUUUCUUUCUGUACCAAUGCACACUAAAUCUUACCUGAGUGUUUUAGACCGAUCUCUAUUCUUUCUAUUUUCCUCGCGAUAGACAGGGCUUGUCGCUUGAUUCAUCAUCUUUGCUACUUCUACCAGAAAUGCCAUGCUGUUUCCAAGUGGAGCGAAGAAACAGACCCAUUACAUUUUCAUCAAUUAUAUACCUUCUCAUUCAGCAACAAUCUCAUUCUCUUUCUCUCUGUCCAGCACCGCCUUGUGCAAGCUCGAUAGCAAUCCAGCAAACCUUCCGUGUCUGGACAAGUCAGCACCCUUCCCUCAUAGCGUCCGAUGAGGACAAGGAUGAAAUUGGGUAAAGAUUUGGGGAGAGGCGAAUAUGCAGCACCUACCCGAUCUGAGCCACGCAUCCGGUAUACCUCCAAAAAGUCCCAACCUUCAUCGUCUCCUGUGCCUCAUCUAGCCCUUCAAAUCUUACUUCGCCACACGGCCUUGGAAUCCACGCCAUCUGCCUAUACCGCCCGUCAAGCGUCAUACCCUCAAAGGCCAAAUCCCAGUCGCUUGGCUCCAGCUCCUCGAAUCGGCAAGCUUUCAAAAUCGCCCAACCUGGAGCAAACAGCGAGUCAGGCGUACUGUUUAGAACAGUGAGGAGGCCGGAGCCUGGUGGUGUUAGUGAGAGGUGAUUUGACGCUGAGGACAUGCAGAAGGGACAGCUGAACUCCAGGUUUAGGGGUAGGGUUGUUGUAUUGGCAUAGGGUGCUGGCUGUGAGCAUAUUAGUGGAAGCCGUGUUGUGCCACUAUGCGCGUUGACAAUGGGACCAAAUCCUGUGUGCCCACAAGUAUGGGUGAAGCGGUAUUGAAAGCUCAUGGCCAUCUUUGGCAAGCUUUUAUUCGAACGUGAGCAUAUGUGGUGCUGUCUCCGUAAUGGGAGGGAGCAGAGGAUGCAACGCUGAGAUAUUCUUGGGAAGCUUUGGGUAGGAUGGUCCUUCGAAACUUGGGUUCAACUUGAGCUGCUUGAAUCACAAGUGGCAUGCUUGUACUGCUAUUCGCGAAGCAUUGACAGACGUGAAUCAAGAGUCUAAAAUGGGUAUUCUACUUAUUUAGUGCUAUCCUUUGCUUACGUCCAAACUGAUCCCGCCUCGAUCAAGAUAUUCAGCGAAUUUUGAAAUCACUUCUCACAGUAGCCUCUUGUACGUCUUGCAACAUACUUGGUGCGUCGUCCUUAAGCACAUGCUUUCCAAAAAAGGAAAUGAAAAACCAUUGGGAUGUCCUUACU
Messenger RNA from Cadophora gregata, 2267 nucleotides. It is a transcript of the gene ATP3, whose product is annotated as atp3 gamma subunit of the F1 sector of mitochondrial F1F0 ATP synthase. The transcript is spliced from 7 exons. Gene Ontology annotation, biological process: proton motive force-driven ATP synthesis. NCBI's taxonomy places the organism in Eukaryota, Fungi, Ascomycota, Leotiomycetes, Helotiales, Ploettnerulaceae. Gene Ontology annotation, molecular function: proton-transporting ATP synthase activity, rotational mechanism. The record is from RefSeq and is a predicted model, not a curated record. Bases 49 to 945 code for a protein of 298 amino acids.